This is a messenger RNA of Labrus bergylta (ballan wrasse), 2256 nucleotides long. The record is from RefSeq and is a predicted model, not a curated record. NCBI's taxonomy places the organism in Eukaryota, Metazoa, Chordata, Actinopteri, Labriformes, Labridae.
CCAUGUUUUUGAGGCCCUGCCAAGCUGAGCGGAGGUUCCCCUGUGUGAUUUUUUCCUCCACUUUGUUCUUGUACUUGAGCUUGGCAGUUUUUAUGGCGUGCUUGACUUCUGUGUUUACCUCCUUUUUCUCCAUUUCGGAGCCGGUGAAGAAGACCCUUUUCUUCUUGUUGAGGACCUCCUUGAGCUCUUUGGUGAUCCAAGGUUUAUUGUUGGGGUAGAUCGCUUUGUUGUUUAGUGAUGUUCAGUUUGAGGAGGUCACACUGUGUGUGUGUGUGUGUGUGUGUGUGUGUGUGUGUGUGUGUGUGUGUGUGUGUGUGUGUGUUUCAGACUGACGUCGACAACGACCUGGUGGGAGACGUGUGUGACACCAACCAGGACACAGACGGGGAUGGUCACCAGGACAGCAGAGACAACUGUCCUGACAUUCCCAACAGCUCCCAGCUGGACUCAGACAACGACGGUCUGGGAGACGAUUGUGACCACGAUGAUGACAACGACGGUGUCCUCGACGACUACGACAACUGCCGACUCAUCGUCAACCCCUACCAGAAAGACUCAGACAUGAACGGCGUUGGGGACGUCUGUGAGAAUGACUUUGAUAAUGACGCUGUGAUGGAUUUGUAUGACGCGUGUCCUGAGAGCGCUGAGGUCACUCUGACAGACUUCAGAGCCUAUCAGACGGUGAUCCUAGACCCAGAGGGCGACGCCCAGAUUGACCCCAACUGGGUGGUUCUGAACCAGGGGAUGGAGAUCGUCCAGACCAUGAACAGUGAUCCUGGUCUAGCUGUGGGCUACACAGCGUUUAACGGCGUCGACUUCGAGGGAACGUUUCACGUCAACACGGUAACUGAUGACGACUACGCCGGCUUCAUCUUCGGCUACCAGGACUCGUCCAGCUUCUACGUGGUGAUGUGGAAACAGACUGAGCAGACGUACUGGCAGCCCCUCCCCUUUCGAUCUAUGGCCACGCCCGCCCUGCAGCUCAAGGCGGUGAAGUCUCGGACCGGACCCGGAGAGUUCCUGAGGAACGCCCUGUGGCACACCGGAGACACACCUGGAGAGGUGACGCUGCUCUGGAAGGAUCCUCGAAACGUCGGCUGGAAGGACAAAACCUCGUACCGCUGGCAGCUCAGCCACCGGCCCCAGGUGGGCUUCAUCAGGGUGAAGCUGUUUCAGGGCGCUGACAUGGUGGCUGACUCUGGUGUAGUGAUUGAUACGACGAUGAGAGGAGGUCGACUCGGAGUUUUCUGUUUCUCACAGGAGAACAUCAUCUGGUCCAACCUGCGCUACAGGUGUAACGAUACGGUGCCUGAAGACUUCCAGAUUCAUCGUAAACAAGUAAUGAUGCACAUUCAGGUCUGAGAGCUGCAGGCCAACUGAACACACACACACACACACACACACACACAGUCACACACACACACACACACACACACAAACACACACACACACACACAAACACUGCAGGGGACCAAAGAGGUCACAGCAUUAAUCCACGAUCUCCUCCUCUCUGGGUUUUCUGUCAAACAUUCAAAUCAGUAGAAGAAGAACCCGGGCUCGUCUCCUCGUCUGUUAGAGCGCCACGUUCAACAACAACUGACUUUGAGAUAGAACUGAUAACGUGUGAGCAGUUUCAAACACUUUGACGGACACAUUCACAUUUUGCUCUACAAAUCUGAAGAUCUGUGAAAACAUCUGAGGAUCUAUUUACCAUGAGGAAGAGUCUCUUAGUGUGUGUGUGUGUGUGUGUGUGUGUGUGUGUGUGUGUGUGUGUGUGUGUGUGUGUGUGUGUGUGUGUGUGUGUGUGUGUUGAAUAAAAGGAGGCUGACAGGUAGAUUUCAGGUGUCACAGGUAGCAGCACCUGAACACACCUUUUGAGAAGCUCGUCGUUCAGAUGAACCAAAAAACAAACUCUGUGUUUAAUAAACACGGCUCCUGAAAAAGAGUGUUGACAUCAUAACGCUCAACGCUAACACCAGUGUUAGCUCUGCCUGUUAGCAUGCUAACAUUAGCUAAUUAGCAGUAGACACAGUGCAGCUCAGGCUGAUGGGAUGUUAUUGGUUGAUCAUAAAAUAAAGUGUCGUACCAAUGAACAAGUUGACCUGAUGGGGGCGUUAUAAAUGUUAUUAUAAUUAUGUUAUUAAUAUUAAAGUUCAUCCUGAGCGGAGCACCGACGUCUCAUUUAUCUCCCUCACACUGAUGAUGUACACACUGUGUCAAUCCUUUCAAAAUAAAAUGACUUCCUGUUUUACCUGA